This is a messenger RNA of Ictalurus furcatus (blue catfish), 2786 nucleotides long. It is a transcript of the gene henmt1, whose product is annotated as HEN methyltransferase 1. NCBI's taxonomy places the organism in Eukaryota, Metazoa, Chordata, Actinopteri, Siluriformes, Ictaluridae. Gene Ontology annotation, molecular function: O-methyltransferase activity; RNA methyltransferase activity. Gene Ontology annotation, cellular component: nucleus; cytoplasm. The transcript has 6 exons. Gene Ontology annotation, biological process: siRNA processing; piRNA processing; RNA methylation. Bases 332 to 1531 code for a protein of 399 amino acids. The record is from RefSeq and is a predicted model, not a curated record.
GAACCACGACCGCUCACAGCCGCAUCCAACACAAGGGGGCGUGAGAUCAGACUAUAAAUCCUACAUGUUGGCCACGCCCAUUAUAAGGCACUGGCUGAAUCCCAAUGGUUCCCUACAUCAUCUGCAAGUGCACUAAAUAGGAUAUAAAAUGCAGCUAUUUCUAGAAAAUAUGCAGGACGUUAUAUACCUAAUUAGGAGUUGUUUGGCCUUUAUUAGCCUGCCUUACGAGAAUGCGAUCUACAUAAUGCAUAAAAUGUCGGGUUCUGCCCUUUAUGUAGUGCACUAUAGAUCUAAUAAGGAGGUGUUUGGUAUUGAACCAUAACCUGUAUUAAUGUCGCGGCGUGAAGCGGGUGAGAUGUUGAGGAGCAGAAUGAGGAGCUUCUUCUCAUCUCCUCUGUACAUUCAGAGGCACCAGUUUGUGAUUGAGUUUAUUAAAAAGUCCAGACCCAGAACGGUGUUGGAUUUAGGAUGCUGUGAAUGUUCCCUGCUAAGAAAACUCAGAUUUCAUCGCCACGGUGUAGAAUUACUGGCAGGAGUGGACAUCGACUCAGCCGCGAUCCGACAAAACAUGUAUGCUCUGGCUCCACUCAUGUCUGAACACUUACAGCCAGAUGCCAGACCACUUACAAUCAAGCUUUAUCACGGCUCCAUCACAGAAACAGAGCCGUGUACCAAGGGCUUUGAUCUGAUCACCUGUAUUGAAGUCAUGGAGCACCUUCAGCUUUGGGAAGUGGAGAGGUUUUCAGAGGUUUUGUUUGAAUACAUGCAGCCACGUACUGUCAUAAUAAGCACGCCGAAUGCAGAAUUCAAUCCUUUAUUACCAGGAGUAACAGGCUUCAGACACAACGACCACAAAUUCGAGUGGACCAGAGCACAGUUUCAAGCUUGGGCCGAUGGAGUUUGCAAGAAAUAUGGUUACUCAGUAGAGUUCACAGGAGUAGGAGAGACUCCUGGGGAGAUCAGGGAUGUCGGAUUCUGCUCCCAGAUUGGAGUUUUCCAAAGAGCUGGUGAUUUAAAUGCACAAAGGAACAACACCGAGGAGGAGCCUACAGUAUAUCAACUGCUCUACAGGGUCACUUACCCAAGCCUCUGUGACAACAAUAUCUUCCAGAGGACUCUAGUUAGUGAGGUCCUGUACCGAGCUGAGCAGCUGAAGAAGGAGUGGCUGGGGGGUCAGGAAGGUGAGCAGUGGGAUUUUACCUCCUGUAAACUCAUGCUACCAUCUGAAGAAGCAAGGCAGGCAAGGGAGGAAGAGGAGGUGUACAGGCAAGAGAGUUGGAUCUGUGUACCACUUCUGCGUGUGUGGUCUGGUUCAAAAGUGCAAGCUCUGUGCAGCAAUAUCCAGCAACUUCGAGCCACACUGUUGGUGGACUUGCGAGUGCAGCUAGAUGCUGACAGAAAUGCCAUAAUGCUGCCUGAUGAUUAUGAAGAGGAGGAAGACCAAGAGGAAAUGGAUGAGGGUGAGAAGGCAGAACGUGUGUCAAGGUCUGUGAAUGAACAUGUAGAGGAGGACUGGGAAAGUGAACUUUGAUUAUUUCUUAGGUUACGGAUAUCAGUAACAAUGGAAGUAUAACACCUAGCACUCACUGGCCCUCUAGUCAGGUUUACCUUCCAUAUAGGACAAUAAAUACAAUUAUUGACUGGCCAAUAAGUAAUGUAAAAUUUAUCAGCUACCCUAACAACAGAGGGAAAUAACAGUUGUUUAUUUUUGUUCCGUUCUGUUGAGUAAAUUUCUUUAUAUGAAUCUCUUAUUAGGUAAUUUACGCAUUCUAAUAUUUAGUUCCAUAGUGUGGAAGUGCUCUUCUCUAUUUUGAUGAUGUGAUGGUGCAGGAACAACAUGGACACUAACAGUCUGUAUCUGAUCGAAUUAUGGGAAACACUCACAGUGGAUAUAAAAAGUCUAUGCACCCCUGUUCAAACUGCAGGUUUUUGUAACAGAAAAAAUAAAACCAAGAUAAAUCAUGUCAGAUCUUUUUCCACCUUUAAUGUGAUUGUAGCAACCAACACAAUUCAAGUGAAAAAAUUUUUUUAAGGGGGAAUAACUGGUUGCACCAGUGUGUACACCACCAUGCUUCACCGGGGGUAUGGUGUUCUUUGGGUGAUAAACUCUCGUUUUUGUGCCAAACAUAUCUGUUUUUAGAAUUAUUCACAAAAAGUUCUACCUGGCCUCAUCAGAAGAUUAACUCUAAGUCUCAAAUUUUAGGCUGUAGGUCUCUUGGCAGACUCCCUGAGAAGUUUUGUUUUUUUCAUUUUUUUAUGUCCUGUACUUGGUGAUGUCACUGUGGUGCUCCAUCUUCUCCACUUGUUGAUGACUGCCUUCACAGUGUUCUAUAAUACAUCUAAUGUUUUGAAGAUUCUUUUGUACCCCUCUCCUGAUCAAUACCUUUCGACAGUGAGAUCCUGUACAUGCUUUGGUCAGCUCUUUGAGGACCAUGACUUCAGGAGUUGGGCAAAACCCAGAUGAUGGGAAGAAACUCCUACAGAAACAGCAGUUUUUUAUUUGGGGUUAAUCACAAUAAUUUCAUUGAUGACAGCUCUAUGAUAAUUCCUUCUAAACACAAGUUUGAAUAUGAUUGCACUCAGAAUGAACCAGUCACAUGACCCAUAACAAAAUUACAAAUGCUCCAUUGCUUAUGCAACCAGGUUAUUCUAAGUUUAUCUUCCCUAAACCACAUGAGAGAGGGAGAGAUCUGACAUGAUUGAUCUUGGUUACAUUAAAAAAAAAAAAAAAAUUACAUCAUAGUUAUGUUGAACUUAUAUAUUAGUUUAUGUUCUGUUGUCAAGCA